Wyeomyia smithii (pitcher-plant mosquito) is the source of this 2093-nucleotide messenger RNA. Its product is annotated as zinc finger protein 90-like. The record is from RefSeq and is a predicted model, not a curated record. Gene Ontology annotation, molecular function: RNA polymerase II transcription regulatory region sequence-specific DNA binding; DNA-binding transcription factor activity, RNA polymerase II-specific; zinc ion binding. Bases 96 to 1952 code for a protein of 618 amino acids. Lineage: Eukaryota; Metazoa; Arthropoda; Insecta; Diptera; Culicidae. The transcript is spliced from 6 exons. Gene Ontology annotation, cellular component: nucleus. Gene Ontology annotation, biological process: regulation of transcription by RNA polymerase II.
UAUUUUGGUUGUGCAGUUUGGUUUGGUGCGCGAAGAAUGCAGAAAAUAAAAUCAGUAUUUUGCACAAGUUAACAUCGGAAAUAAUUUGCCUCGAAAUGACCAUUUUCAACCUGAAAAACUUCCCUAAUGUGUGCCGACUGUGUUUGCAGGCGAAAUCAUCUGCAGAGCUGAUAACGUUGGACAGUUAUCAGCUGCUUCACCGUGGCACUAUUGUGGAAAUGCUGGAGGAAAUGAGCUUCACGAUUCCUGCCGAUUUAGCCUGCUAUCUUCCGAUGGAAAUUUGUGAGCAAUGUCUGGAGGUGUUCGAAUUAUUCUAUAAAUACAAACGAAAACUGGUUCUGACUCAGCAUUUUAUUACCUCUCUGGCGGAAGUCAAAGCUGGUAACCAAGCACCACUGCGGGCUCUCUUUGAUACCGAGCGUGAUCAGCUGAAUGUGCUGUUCAAGGAUUUGAACCUAUGCGAUAACGAAGAUGUUCAGGCAGAUGACUUGAUAGGUGAAUUUGACGAGUACGAAAUCGCGUCGACUCUUUGCGUUAAGGUUGAGACCGGAGAGGAGGAAGAUUUGAAGCCGAAUUUUCAUAGCGAAUUCAAAAAAGACUCCAGUGAUGAAGCUUCUGAAGAUAUCUAUGACAUUCAGGAUUUCACGGAUGAAUUUCAAAAAUCUUUGGAGGAACAUCAGGAGCCAACCGAGAAAAUAACGUCAGAAUUUACGUUUCCAGAUGAAAGAUCUUAUAUGGAAGAUGCAGAGGAAGAUCAAAAGUCGCAGUACACUUUGAUAGAGAACGAAUUCGACGACGACUUUGAGUGCGAACCGGACAUCGCAGGCACUUCAUUUGAACCGAACCCACGUAAGAGACGACGUUUGCCUCGGUUGCAAGAGGAAGAAGUGGAACCGCAAGAUUGCAUAUUGAAUUGUAAUUACAGCACGACGUAUCCUUCUCAGUUCGAAAAGCACUUGGCGAAAGUUCACGGGACAGAAGAAGGGACCGCAUUGCUCACUUGCUACCGGAAAAGCUGCAAUGGGGAAUUAGUUGAUUCAAUUGAAUUGCUACGACAGCACAAAAACGACGCUCACUUUACCCAUAUUUGCUUGCUGUGCGGAAAAGUUCUCAAGCAUUUGAUAGCCCUCGAGAACCAUCUGAAGUAUCAUGACCGGGAACGUGAACCCUUGCUGCAAUGUGAGCUAUGCGAUGAACUCUUCCGAACCCAAGCAGAGGUAAUAAAGCACGCCGCGAAAGUUCAUUCUGCUAGACUGUCCUUCGAUUGUCCCGAGUGUGGACUUAGUUUUAAACAAAAGCUGUUGCUGACACAACACAUGCUAACGCAUUCCGUGGAACGUAAUUAUAACUGUGAACAGUGUGAUAUGUCAUUUAAAACGUCCAAUCACUUACGACGUCACAUACGGACGGUUCACACGGAGGUCCGCUAUACCUGUGAACACUGCCAGAUGUCAUAUGGACGCCGCGAUAAGUUACGGAUGCACAUGGAACGGGUGCAUGAUAUUCAAACCUACUUCGUGUGUGACAUCUGCUGUUCGUCCUUCGAGACGAACGAUAAACUGCAAGAGCACAAAUAUCGCCACGAACAUCCGAUUGAUCUCAACUGUGGCGUUUGUUUGAUUGCUUGCGCGACCGCGGAUGAGUUUAACGAGCACCUCUGUAUAACGUAUCAAGACGACUACGUUUGCUGUAACCGUGACUUUCGGUAUCAUUCCUACUACAAUCGGCAUAUGUUUCUAACCCAUGGUAUAAACGUUAACGCUCGAGUGAAACCUAGAACGGGCGUUCUUAUGGGAAAACAGCGAGCAUUACGAAAACCGGUGGAACGUUGUACGAAAUGCGAGCAAGUGUUUUCCACGCGUAAACUCAAGAAGCAACACAUGGAUGUGUGCCAAGGUCAGGUCGUUAUUUUCGAAAUCGAACCGGUAGCUGAUGAGACAAAUGAAGGCUGAUAUGCUAACCAAUGACGCAAUUGUGUGGCGUCUAGCUCUUCCGAGAUUGGCAAAAUAGUCAGGAUUGCUGGAGAGUGACAUUAUCUUUAGAAAAAAAGCCCCAGAAUAAAAUAAUUGGUCGAUUUGCUCGAUUAGAUAAAA